AUAAUCAUUCAUUAGUAGAGUUUUAAGUAGUAGUUAAUUUAGUCGGAAUAAAUAAAAUGUUAAAUUUAGUAAAAUGUUUAUUUAUUAGUAUUAUAUUAUGUUUAUAUAUAUCAUAUACAUUAGCUUCUAAUGGAGAUCGUACCGGUUUCUUUAAUCAUUGUCGCCAAAAUUGCGAAAGACAAAACUGUUCGGCAGAUGGUAUAGAUAUUCAAGAACAAGCCAUAAAGUAUUAUCAACAGACUGUAUUCGAUAGAUUAUUACAAUGGUCUUGUGUCGAUGAAUGCCAGUAUGGAUGUAUGUGGCGUACUGUUGAGGCUUUCCGGGAUAGAGGAUGGCCAAUACCACAGUUUUAUGGCAAAUGGCCUUUUGUACGCUUUUUGGGUUUACAGGAGCCGGCCUCGGUAUUGUUUUCCAUUUUCAAUAUAAUUGCUCAUUUACGUAAUUUACGAAAAUUUCGUAAAAAUGUUCGUCCAGAUAGUCCUUGUUAUAAGUUAUGGCAUGUUUUUACAGCGGUAUCUCUUAAUGCUUGGAUAUGGUCAGUUGUUUUCCAUGCACGGGAUUUUCCUCUGACAGAACUAUUAGAUUAUGUUUUUGCCUAUUCCAUGGUUUUGACUACACUAUAUUGUAUGGUGAUGAGGAUGUUACAUCAAUAUUCCUGGCUUUUAAGAGCUCUUAUAUCGUUGGGCUUUUUAGCGUAUUAUAUUAACUAUUUCGCCUAUAUAAGUGUGGGACAAUUUAGUUAUUCCUUAAAUAUGACCACCAAUAUAGUAACAGGUGUUCUAAGUGCUAUGGGCUGGUUUUUGUGGUCCUUUAAAGUACGCAAACAACGUCCCUAUUAUCGUAAAAUCUUGGGUUUCUAUUUACUAUUGGGUUUUAGUAUGAGCCUAGAACUUUUAGAUUUUCCACCCAUAAUGUGGAUAUUGGAUGCUCAUGCUUUAUGGCAUUUGGCUACAACAUUUAUAACUUCAUUAUUGUAUAGUUUUGCCAUUGACGAUUGUCAAAUGUUGCGCAAAGAAAAAUAUUAUGAAUUAGGAGCUUUUAAUAAGGAAAUUUAAGCGUAAUUUAAUUAUUGUCAUUUUACUGCUCACUAUUUAUAUUUUCAUUAGGUAUGUACUUUUU
Lucilia cuprina (Australian sheep blowfly) is the source of this 1119-nucleotide messenger RNA. RefSeq names its product post-GPI attachment to proteins factor 3 (gene PGAP3). Gene Ontology annotation, cellular component: endoplasmic reticulum membrane. The record is from RefSeq and is a predicted model, not a curated record. Gene Ontology annotation, molecular function: hydrolase activity, acting on ester bonds. NCBI's taxonomy places the organism in Eukaryota, Metazoa, Arthropoda, Insecta, Diptera, Calliphoridae. The transcript has 6 exons. The coding region runs from base 57 to 1055 and encodes 332 amino acids. Gene Ontology annotation, biological process: GPI anchor biosynthetic process.